GCAUGCUACCUGGUCAAACAAUAUGGUGGCCCACAGCAACAGUAGCUCCUGAGAACUCUGUGUUUUGAUGCAAUAUUUGCAACAAUGCAUCGUUUGUUCGCAAUUCUCGCGCUUUUAACAGGUGGGACGUUUGCCUCUGACACUAAAGUCUCACAGGAUGGCAGCAGUCAGAACCAUCUCAUGUGGAUAUGGAACAACAGGUUGUACGUCUACUCUGCUGCUGCACUUGUCUUUGGGGUUUGGUUCUCACUGAAGGUGGCGCUGAAGGAGAAAAGCAUCUCAAAGGGCGUUGGCUCGUCAGUCCGCAAAGCUGCAAAGAGCAGCGACCGCUCGGACACAGACCCACAGGUUCACGUCUCGGUUGUUAAGAUCUUCUACGGUUCACAAACGGGAACAGCAAAGGGUUUUGCUAAUGACCUGUCAGAGGAGGUGAAGGCUGCAGGAAUACCAGCCGAAGUAAUUGACAUGAAAGACUACGACCCAGAUGAUCACCUUGCAGACGAGUGCACCAAUAAGUCCGUCUGUGUGUUUCUCGUGGCCACCUACACGGACGGACAGCCCACAGAGAACUCUGAGUGGUUCUGCAAGUGGCUGGAAGAGGCGUCCACUGACUUCAGAUACGGGAAGACCUACCUCAAAGGCCUCAGAUACGCCGUGUUUGGUCUGGGAAACUCCGUCUACGUCGGCCACUACAAUACGGUGGGUAAAAACGUGGACAAGUGGCUGUGGAUGCUGAGUGGGAUGCGAAUCAUGACCAGAGGGGAGGGCGACGGUAACGUGGUGAAGAGCCGCCACGGCAGCGUCCAGGCGGACUUCCUGGCCUGGAAGGUGAAGUUUCUGAACCGGCUUCAGGCUCUGGCGAAGGGCGAGAAGAAGAGAUGCAGUGGGAACUGUAAGAACGGGGGCUCCUGUAAGAACAAGAAGAAAGACAGAAAGGAGAAAGAAGAAGAGGAGGGGGAGGAUGAGGAGGCUGCUCCUCACAACAACAGCUCUGAGGAGGAUCUGAUGGAAACCAGCAGCGAUGAAGAUGAAUCUGUGCAGCUAGAUGAGAAAAAAUCCGGUUCGGUGGUAGACGUGGAGGAUCUGGGCAACAUCAUGAACAGUGUCAAGAAAGCAAAGAGCAAAGAGGAGACCCAGGGAGACGGACAGAUGGUGAAGCUGUCCAAACUUAACGGAGUGAAGAAGAUUGAAGAUGAAGGGGAGAGAAGAGAGAUGAUCACGCCGGCCCUAAGAGAUUCACUGACCAAGCAAGGAUAUAAACUGAUUGGAAGUCACUCAGGGGUGAAGCUCUGUCGCUGGACUAAGUCGAUGCUACGAGGGAGAGGAGGUUGUUACAAACACACUUUCUAUGGCAUCGAGUCCCACCGGUGUAUGGAGACCACGCCCAGCCUCGCCUGCGCCAACAAGUGUGUCUUCUGCUGGAGACACCACACGAACCCCGUGGGCACAGAGUGGCGCUGGAAGAUGGACCCUGCGGAGACGAUCCUCCAGGAGGCCGUGGAGAAGCACCAGAACAUGAUCCGACAGUUCAGAGGUGUCCCCGGGGUGAAGCCUGAGCGGUAUGAGGAAGGCUUGGCAGUCAAACACUGUGCCCUGUCCUUGGUGGGUGAGCCUAUCAUGUACCCGGAAAUCAACGCCUUCAUCCGCCUCCUCCACUGCCACCGCAUCUCCAGUUUCCUGGUCACCAAUGCACAGUUCCCCCAGGAAAUCAGGAGUCUGGUGCCAGUCACCCAGUUGUAUGUUAGUGUGGACGCCAGCACCAAGGACAGUCUGAAGAAGAUUGACCGACCGCUGUUCAAGGACUUCUGGCCCCGCUUCCUGGACAGCCUCAGGGCUCUUGGAGAGAAGAGACAGAGGACGGUGUACCGACUGACGCUGGUGAAGGCCUGGAACGUGGAGGAGAUGCAGGCCUACUCGGAGCUCAUUGCUCUGGGCCAGCCAGACUUCAUCGAGGUCAAGGGCGUUACGUACUGUGGGGAGAGCUCUGCCAGCAGUCUCACCAUGGCAAAUGUUCCCUGGCACCAGGAGGUGGUCGCCUUCGUCCAGCAGCUGGCCGACAUGUUGCCUCAGUACGAGAUCGCCUGCGAGCACGAGCACUCCAACUGUUUGCUCAUCGCACACACCAAGUUCAAGGUGGACGGCGACUGGUGGACGUGGAUCGACUACGACCGUUUUCAGGAGCUGGUCCAGGCCCAUGAGGAGAGUGGGGGACAGCUGAGCUUCUCGGCCUUGGACUACGUAGCCAAGACUCCCAGCUGGGCUUUGUUUGGAGCCGCGGAGCGAGGUUUCGACCCCGUCGACACGCGCUUCCAGCGACGCAACAAGACCAAAGACAUCUCGGGAUGCUGAUAGAUGAGAGACGGCUGGAGAGGUAGCGUGGAGAGAGAGAUUGCUAAGAAAAUGAUUAAGAGCGAAGGUCUCUGUGUUUUAAUAUCCGUCGUCUUUGAGCUUCAGACUUUUUUUGUUUUUUUAGUGUCCACAACUUCCCUCGUUUCUCUUUGAUUUAAAUCCUGCAUUUUAUUGGUUUCACCCCAAAGAUCAACUUAAAAGAAAACACCUGAAUCCCACUUAUUUCCAUGACAUUCCCCCUUGUUUUAAAUUUAAUGCUCCUCUUCUUCUUUAUACACGUUCAUAGAUCUUUGAUGCGUUGCACUUUUUGAGGGUCGUCAUUAUAAAUGUCAAGGGCUUUGAUUUUUUUUCAUAAUCACCUGGCGCCAGUUGGGAAGAAUUAACAGGGUUGAAGUUGAACCUGGCAGCAGCUCCAUCACCACCUUCUCUUUUGGUCCGAGUGACGCAACCGCACAGCACGAGCCGUGAUUAGCAUGUACGGAACAGCGCCUUUUUUAGUUCCCCUCAUAUCAUCCGGGGGAGCUACACAUCUUUUUUUUUUUUCUCCCCAGACACCUUUUUACCCGGCGGUGAGAGCAGAGCAUGGAGACUGUGACGCUGCUGAGAAAGUCUCUUUAAAGCUCAAUCAUUUGCUCUUUUUCUCUGCUUUGCCUGGUUUCACUGCUCUAAGCCGGGACGGUAGAAAAUAUGCAGCUUUUGACAAGUAGGUUUGUCACAAUCAUACAUUCUAAUACUGUAAACAUAUUGCGGCUGGUUAUAAGUCUCCAGGAACAAUCCUAAAAUAUAAACUAGAAUAAAAUGGGUAAAAAAGAAAGAAUACACGUAAAUGAAAAACACACGCCACAUUCCCACUUUUCUAACAUUCGUCCAACACUGAGAGCUGUCUGGUCUCCAGGAAGAAGACAUCACUUGGUGGUGUCACUCAUGCACUGCACGUCCUCUCGAGUCCAGCUGCCAGAGCAAGACGUUAAAUCCACACGUAGGAAAAAAAAAGAAUCAAUUCCAUUUGUUUUAUUUGAUUGAAUGUGUUUGAUAUAAAUGUUUCAGUCCGUUUGGAUUUGUUUUCUUCUGUCUCUGUUGUUGCACUGCCUCCCCCGUUGGGAGAACAUCAAGCGUGUGGAAGUAUCAACUGUAAUAAAUGUGUUUAGAAUAAUU
Molecule: messenger RNA, 3504 nt
Organism: Mugil cephalus (flathead mullet)
Lineage: Eukaryota; Metazoa; Chordata; Actinopteri; Mugiliformes; Mugilidae
Gene: tyw1
Product: tRNA-yW synthesizing protein 1 homolog (S. cerevisiae)
Exons: 16
Coding region: 85-2349 (754 amino acids)
Biological process (GO): wybutosine biosynthetic process
Molecular function (GO): FMN binding; 4 iron, 4 sulfur cluster binding; catalytic activity
Source: RefSeq, a predicted model, not a curated record